This is a messenger RNA of Solea senegalensis (Senegalese sole), 3543 nucleotides long. RefSeq names its product roundabout homolog 2-like. The annotation marks the transcript as partial. The transcript is spliced from 22 exons. Gene Ontology annotation, biological process: axon guidance; cell-cell adhesion. Lineage: Eukaryota; Metazoa; Chordata; Actinopteri; Pleuronectiformes; Soleidae. The record is from RefSeq and is a predicted model, not a curated record. Gene Ontology annotation, molecular function: protein binding. Gene Ontology annotation, cellular component: plasma membrane; axon.
UUAGGUUCCCGCGCUCGCGUCGAGGACCUCGCGCCUCGCAUCGUGGAGGAUCCCUCGGAUUUAAUCGUCUCUAAAGGAGAACCCGCCACGCUCAACUGUAAGGCCGAGGGUCGACCCGCCCCGACCAUCGAGUGGUUUAAAGACGGCGAGCGCGUGGAGACGGACAAAGACGACCCUCGCUCGCACCGCAUGCUCCUGCCCAGAGGAUCGCUCUUCUUCCUGCGCAUCGUCCACGGACGCCGCAGCAAACCUGACGAGGGCGUUUACACCUGCGUCGCACGCAACCACGCGGGCGUCGCCGUGAGUCGCAACGCGUCGCUGGAAGUCGCCACUCUGAGAGAUGAUUUCCGCCAGGCGCCCAGUGACGUGGUGGUGGCUGCAGGAGAACCUGCCGUCCUCGACUGUGUUCCUCCACGUGGUCAUCCUGAACCCAGCGUCUACUGGAAACGCAACAACGUCCGAGUCAGCAGCAGAGAUGAACGCAUGACUAUGCGCAGCGGCAAACUGAUGAUCUCUCAGACCAGGAAGAGCGACGCUGGCAUGUUUGUGUGUGUGGGGACAAACAUGGUUGGAGAGAGGGACAGUGAUCCUGCAGAGCUGGUGGUCUACGAGCGACCCGUGUUGGUGCGAAGGCCGGUGAACCAGGUGGUGAUGGAGGAGGAGACGGUAGACUUCCUGUGUGAGGUCCAUGGAGAUCCUGCUCCCACUGUGCGAUGGCGUAGGGAGGAAGGAGAACUUCCCCGCGGGAGGUUUGAGAUCAGGAACAGUAACAGUCUGCGUUUGUUGCGUGUGAAGGAGGAGGACGAGGGGACGUACACGUGCACGUCAGAGAACAGCGUGGGGAAGACGGAGGCGUCGGCCGUGCUGCAGGUCCACGUUCCUCCUCAGAUCAGCUCGAAGCCCAGAGACCAAAUCACAACUCAGGGAAGCAGCAUCACCUUCUACUGCAGCACCACAGGAAAUCCUCCACCCGCCAUCUUCUGGCAGAAAGAGGGCAGUCAGAUGUUGCUGUUCCCCGGUCAGCCCCCGUCACAGUCGGGUCGUUACUCUGUGUCCAUGGGCGGAGCUUUGACCAUCACUGACGUCCACCCUGACGACUCUGGCUUCUACAUGUGUCAGGCCAUCAAUGUGGCAGGAAGUGUGCUGACCAAAGCGCUGCUGCAGGUGGAGGGAGGUCCAUCAGGUCGUGUGCCUCCCAUCAUUGGUCAAGGUCCAGCCAAUCAGACGGUGUCUCGUGGUGCAACGGCGCAGCUGCAGUGUCGGGUCAUCGGAGGACCUUCAGUCCAGAUUUCUUGGAAGAAGAACGGAGAGAAACUUCAGGGGAACAAACCGAGACUGACUCUGAUGGAGAACGGCACGUUACAGAUCUCUGACAUAAAGGACUCAGACUCAGGGACGUACAUGUGUGUCGUGUCCAGUUCUACAGGAGAAACCAGCUGGACCGGGACGCUGACCAUCAGAGAGGAUGGAGGUCCUCCAGUGUCCAGAGUCUCUGAGUUCCUUCAGCUUCCAGGACCUCCUCACAAACCUGUGGUGACAGACGUCACCAAAAACACCGUCACUCUCACCUGGCAGUCCAACCCACAUGAGGGCGGAGCCGCGGUCACCGCAUACGUCAUCCAAGCGUUCAGUCAGUCCGUGGGCAGCAGCUGGCAGACGGUGGCUGAUCACGUGCAGCAGGAGCGCCACACGGUGGUGGAACUUUUACCAAACACCGUUUAUCUCUUCAUCAUCCGAGCGGUCAACUCCUACGGCCUCAGUGACCCCAGUCCCAUCUCUGAACCUGUCAGGACUCACGACGGGAGUCCUUCAGUCCAGACCGUGGACCACAGACAGGUGCAGAGAGAUUUAGGAGAAGUUUCUGUUUACCUGCAGAAACCCGUGGUUCUGUCUCCAACCAGUGCCAGGAUUUCCUGGACUGUGGCUCGUCAGUCUCGCCACGUUCAGGGUUUCCGGGUUUUUUACCGGACCAUCGGCAGCUCAUGGUUGGUCCAGGACGUGAAGGCCACGUCUGACCUCAGCAGCAUCUUAGAAGAUCUCAAGAGCAGCACCGAGUAUGAGGUGAAGAUCCGGCCAUACUUUAACGAGCUGCAGGGACAUGACAGCCUCAUGGUUCUGCUGAGAACUCCUGAGGAAGUGGUGAGUGCGCCCCCUCAGGCUGUCUCCGUGGUUCAACUCACCAACAGCUCGAGCAUCAGUGUUUCAUGGGAACCUCCCCCUCACACAAUUCACAGUGGAAUCAUCCGUGAAUACAAGGUCUGGUGUCUGAGCAGGGACAGGGACCUGGACAGUGUGGACCAGGAGAAGCAGCAGAUCAACAGAACAGUGGACGGAGCAGUUCUGUCCAUCCUUCUGUCCGGUCUGCGUCCUGACGUCCACUACACUGUGACUGUGGCUGCUGUGACCGAGCUGGGUCAGGGAUCUGUGAGUCCUCCUGUCCAUCUGAUCCUCACUGUCCCUCUGGAGAAGUCUCUGACGCCUGUGGACAAAGACACUGACCUCAGCUUAUCGGAGCAGAUCAGCAGCGUGCUGUUUAAGCCCGCCUUCAUCGCAGGAGUGGGUGUGGCCGUGUGGUUGAUGGUGACAAGCGUCGGCGUUUGGUUUUACUGUCGUCACCGCAGCAGCAAACAGCUGGGACAUUACAGCACAUCCUUCGCCUACACACCAGCAGUUGGAUUUGCUCACGGUGAAGGAUCUGGGAUGUUAAACGGACGACCCAGCUUGUUGGGCUCAAACAUGGGGAAUUAUCCAUGGCUCGCAGAUUCAUGGCCAACUCCAAACCUGGACUCUGUCAAGUUCAACUCAGGAAAACUGGACUCAGGCAAAUAUUACAACACAGUUUCAGGUUUGAACUUCAAGAACCAGACAGAGUCUAACGAGAGUCCGAUCUACAGCACCAUCAACACUUCUGCUGCUGCUGCUGACCACGAGCUGCUCACCUACUACGACACCUACUGUAGCUCCUCCUACAACCAGGGUCCAGACCCCUACAGCAGCAACCCGGUACUGCUGGGUCUGGACCAGGACUUGGACCAGUGGACCAUCCAGUCCAGUCAGUCCGGGUCUGAAUAUGCCAAACUGCAGUACAGUAAGAAACACAACGACAAACUGAUGACACAGAAGUCGACGGGCUCCUCGUCUCAGUCAGCUCCUCUCACCUGGGUGGACGUGAUGUCACUUCCUGUUCCUGCUAACGAGGACAAGUGUCUGACAAAAAGAGAAGAAGAAGAGCAACUCAGCUUUGAUGAGGAUGAUGAUGAAGACGAGGAUGACUGGUGUCCCCCACUUCCUGCGAGGACUUAUCUGAUGGACACGUCCAGGGAUGAAGUGGCCGUCCUGUCAUCUAAAGCAGAUCAUCUGUUUUACCAGCCCAGCGACUCCUCACCCUCUCAUCACUGUCACUUAUUCACUCACCAUCAUCAUGAUCAUCACCUCAGCUCACAGGUUUCUCAAUCAAACCCAGAUCUGUUCACCACGAACCAGAGCCGCGACGCCACUGAGGUUCACAGCAGCAGAGCUGCUGAUUUCAGCCUCACCGCUCAC